AUGACGUCCCAGAUUAGCAGACUCGAUGAACUUGAAAUGCAAUUCAAAUCGGUGGUGGAAGAAAUGAAAGUGCUUAGACAUGACAUAUUGAAUAGCCAAAUCAAUGAGUACGAAUAUGACAAGCAAGAGCUUAGCGAAAAGGUGUCCUUUCUUCAGCCUAUAAUUAAUCUUGUGGAACAGCCCUCAGCGAGGGAAUUGUAUAUUGGUCAAUCAGCUGUUAUUUCUAAAGUUCAAGCUAUAAGAAAAAUCUUAACAAAUGAUCAUGAUCUUGAAAUUGCAAGAAACCCUUUAAUGAAAGCCAAAUACAGCGAAAUAUCCGAACAAGACUACAAUCAAAAACCAUCCAAGCGGUUGGAAGAAAUUUUCCUACAAUGUUAUCUAUCAUUCUCAAGGCAUAGGUAUCAUUUCAUAGAGAAAGAUAGAUUGAUGGAUAUCUUCAAUAAAGACCAAACUGAACGAACCGACUGGGAGUUAUUCGUUACCAACAUAAUUCUUGCAAACGGUUGUCGAAUAUCAGAGCUAUGUAAAUUGACUACACAAUUCUCUCCUAAAUAUUAUUUCGAUCGGGCUUUGAAAAUAUUGGGGAAUUUGCAAUCCAUAACUUCCAUGCAACAAAUUCAAAUUUCAAUGUUAUUGGCCUUGUAUUUGAAUUAUGCAUACGACUAUUUAGAUCCUUAUAUAAUGAAUGUGUGGGAAUUAUCUGGAUUGGCUGUCCGAAAAAUGAUUCAGUUAGGCUAUCAUAAGAAAAAACUACCAACAUUGAAGAAUUGUUUACAGGUAGAACUAGAGAAGAGGCUUUUUUGGUCAGUUUAUGCAUUUGAUAAAUUGUUGAGUUUGUCCUUGGGAAGACCAUCAACUUUGAAUGAUAUUGAGCUUGACAUACCAUUCCCUUUAAGUCUAGAGAUUGUGGGAGAUGAUGCUAAUUAUAUUUUCAACUUACAGAAUCAACAGCUUGCAAAUGAAUUGAAUUUAAACUUACCAGUCACUACCAUCACAUAUUUGGUAGAGACUUGUAGAAUAAGACAAAUAGAGAGUAAGAUCAACAUAUUGGUAUACAACAAGCAGAUUCAGACAGCUGAAGAAUUUGACCUGAUAAACCAACUAUUGGAAAAUUGGGUCAAUGCAUUACCUUCUAGAAAAGAAUUCAAUGAGGGUUUGAAUAACGAAGUUCCAUUCGAUUACAUGAUUCUUCUAUAUCACAGAGCAAAAUUGUUUUUGUUGUUACCUAAGUUGACUAAUAUCAAUAGCCUUGAACCUGGUGCAAGACAGUCCAUAAUCUUGUCAACUUUGAAAUCUGCGGGGGGGAUUUGUAAAUCGUUUCAAAGGAUCCAGAAGGAUGCAAUUUUCGGGUACAGUAUAUUUUCCUUACAUACUAUAUUUCUUGCGGGUGUUACCCUAGUGUAUUGUGUAUGGUCUUUGGGAAAUCCAGCCAAUAUCAAAGCACAUAAUGAUAUAAUUGCAUGCUCCAAUUUGCUUUAUUCGUUUGCGGAACGUACCAAUGAAGCCGAGACCUACAGAUUCCUAUAUGAAAAUUUGACAGAAACAAUUCUAUAUAACAGCGAACCUGCUUUUGAAAAUAAAGACACAACUGACACUUUCAAUGCAGCGAAUGAUAUUGAGAAUUUGUUAUCGGACAGCUUGAUACCAGAUAACAAAUUUUUCAACUUCACCUUCAACGAGGAUUUUUGGAAGCGUUUGGAUUUUGGAUAA
This is a messenger RNA of Yamadazyma jaroonii, 1710 nucleotides long. NCBI's taxonomy places the organism in Eukaryota, Fungi, Ascomycota, Pichiomycetes, Serinales, Debaryomycetaceae. The record is from the annotation of a GenBank genome assembly.